UCAUUUCACGGAAACCAGUGGUACUGAAGUUAGCCGGGAGUGUUAAGAGGAAGAGACAGAACAGCUGAGCGCCAGUCGCUGGUGAUGCCGUGUAGCACUGCUUGAUUUACAAGGGCACAUCAGGAUUGGGAACAUGUCAGCUUGAGCACAGCUGAUCAUGGAGACUACACGCCUCAAUGCGCUCCAGCCUGGUCUGCACAGGAGGUGGUGGAUCUCAUCGCUGUGUGGAGAGAAGAGUCUGUGCAGGCAAAGCUCCAAUCCAGCAGAAGAAAUGCUGACAUCUAAAGAUGUGGGUCGCAGGACUUCAUGGUGGCCAACCAUGAUGCUGGGGAAGGCACCUCUGGCCUGAGGACAAUGGAGUCGGUGGAGAAAUGGCACAAGGAUUACAUAGCCUUCAAGCUUCUGGACAAAAAAUAUAACUCAAAGAGGAAUGAGGUUACAGGCUUGAUUGUAAAGCACCUUCAGAAAACCUUGAAGAUGCCCAGCUCCUUGCAGCUCUCCUCCUCGGUGGCUCUCUCCCAGCAUUGCACAGGCUCCUGUCCAAACUUGAUGAUGGAUAGGAAUGACGCGCUCAAUCGAAAGCCUGACAGCGUGUCCCCUGCGCUCCAGCUGCCCACUAGGAAACAUCGAACGCUCUGCUUUUUGCUCUCAUCGGAUGGGGAUGGCCACUCUGAUGGCCUGGUGUGCCAGGGGUGGCGGAGGAGUUUGCACGCUCAGAUGGAGCAGGCUCACAGUGGUGGAACUGGCAGCAGCACAGGGUCUCUGGAGCGAGCAUCCCUUUUCUGUGCCUCUAGAUCCAAUUCUUCCUCUAGUUCUACCUUGUCCAGUCCAGUGGGUCCACUCACCAAAGUCAAAUCCUCCAGCCGGUUCUCCCUGUUCUCUCUGCCAUCAUGGAACAGCAGCGCCGAGCUGGAUUUCAACCCUCUGUCCUGCUCCAGCUCCAAGAAGUCCCACAGCUACAGCCAGAGGGGGGGUGCGAAGCCUGAGGAACCCAGCGACCCAAAGCCAGGAGGACCGGAAUACUUCAACUUCUCAGAGCCUGUCAUCGCCAGGGUGAUGGACUGCAUCUACCUGGGGAACCUCAAUGCGGCCUACUGCGGGAGGGUGCUGUGCAGAAACAACAUCGACAGCAUCAUCGACAUGAGCAGCCUGCCCAGCAACUGCAGCCUGAGUGUCAUUCCAUGCACAUGCAGCCGAGGAGGGCUCCGGCACAACUGGUCCCGCCUCAAGGUGGAUAUCCAGGGCCCCCUGAAUGGGAAAUGUCUUGCCCUGAGGGAGCCUUGCUUCUGGGACAUCAAUGAGUGCAUUGAAGCCUCUUUGGAGAAGAGAAAGCGGGUCCUCAUCCACUGUCUGGAUGGCUAUUCCCUGGCCCCUACCUGUGUCAUCCAGUACCUGAUGGUGAAGCAUAACAUGAGGCUGAUGGCAGCUUAUGAGUUUGUGAGGGCCAGGUACCCGCUGAACAUCCGUGAAUGCCAUCAGGAUAUGCUGGUGGGCCUGGAGAGGUCUCUGCAGCCUGGAGAUGUGGACAUGGAGCACUUGAAGCAUUCCAUGUCCCGGAAGGUAGCAUGGACUUAAAAGGACAAUGUGGCGAGGGACAGAGUGCUGUAACUGCUCGGGGGUACUAGCCGUGAAGUGGAACCUGAGGCAGCCAAAAAAAAAAAUAGCCUUAAUCUCCCUUAAUGUGGUGGCUGUAGCUGUUCCAUAUGGAAAGAAGACAAUGCUGGUGGAUGUUCUAGAAGCUGUGUGCAAGGCAGGGUGGCUAUCCUGGGCAGUCGCUGCUGUGACCAUAGUGCAGAAGGUCUCUUAAUCCAUGCAACACUUCACAAGUCACUCUGGACAAGGAUUACUGGGAGGGAACCUCAAGGCACAUCAAGAUGUGUGUGGGCAAGGUCCUGAGUUGACUCUCUGUAAAGCAGGGGUAGGUAAGACAUAGGUUUGCUCAGCAGUUCUGGAUGGGUGUUUCUAAUGACCGCUCUCCCUACUGGGUAUCAUAGCUAGGUUCUUAUGGAAGGCACCAUGUCUAUAGCCAAUUCUCUCAACUGUGUUAGAGGUUGGGGAGAAGGGUUGUGAUUUGGGUAAAGAGGACAUGUUAACACCUGAAAACAGGUGGCAGUUCUGGCAUGAGAGCACCCUUUGAGACUGUAGAUAAACAGACCUUGAUUUGGUUAUGAAGGACAUUAAACUAGUGUCUUCUGGUG
This is a messenger RNA of Gopherus evgoodei (Goodes thornscrub tortoise), 2198 nucleotides long. RefSeq lists its product as uncharacterized. The record is from RefSeq and is a predicted model, not a curated record. Gene Ontology annotation, cellular component: cytoplasm. NCBI's taxonomy places the organism in Eukaryota, Metazoa, Chordata, Testudines, Testudinidae. Gene Ontology annotation, biological process: negative regulation of MAPK cascade; protein dephosphorylation. The coding region runs from base 307 to 1575 and encodes 422 amino acids. Gene Ontology annotation, molecular function: MAP kinase tyrosine/serine/threonine phosphatase activity; protein tyrosine/threonine phosphatase activity. The transcript has 6 exons.